Molecule: messenger RNA, 2423 nt
Organism: Papaver somniferum (opium poppy)
Lineage: Eukaryota; Viridiplantae; Streptophyta; Magnoliopsida; Ranunculales; Papaveraceae
Product: importin subunit alpha-like
Exons: 10
Coding region: 653-2314 (553 amino acids)
Biological process (GO): NLS-bearing protein import into nucleus
Cellular component (GO): cytoplasm; nucleus
Molecular function (GO): protein binding; nuclear import signal receptor activity
Source: RefSeq, a predicted model, not a curated record
UACUACUUAUACACGAAACCGUUUCUCACCUCAACUUCAAAUAUCACUACUGCCAGUACUCUCUAUUUCUUCCACGAUUUAUAAAAGGGGAUAUCAGUCCUAUUAAGUGUUGUAUCAUUUCAUCGAUCCAAAGAUCAGUAUCGGUGAGAUCUGUUUGUCCUAUAUGAAAUGGUAUCAAUAUUUAGUAGAACUGGUAUCCCCUUUAUAAAUCAUGCUUUCUUCUUCGCUCCCAAAAUCAAAAGUCGAAUUCAGAGAUAAAAACAGUGAGCGGAAAUGUCAUUGAGACCACCGACUACGCUGUUAGGAGUCGGAAAGGAGGGAGAUGAUGAUGAGGAAGAAAAGGACUCGAAUAUGUAAAUAUGCGUAGUACAAGGGACUGCUAGUCGACUAUAAGAAAUACAAGGGACUGCUAGUCGACUAUAAGAAAAUAAGAUAUAAAAAGUAAGGACAUGAUUUUGAACUAAUAAAAUGCCCAGACCCAGUUUUGUCUGUUUGCUUUUUCGUUCCCAAAUUAGUACUACCUAUACACGAAACCGUUUCCCACCGCCACUACUACAAAUAUUAGAUUUCAGUACCACUAGUAUUCUCUCUUUCUUCUUCACUCUGUAAAUCAAAACUCGAGUUCAGAGAUAGAGAGAAACAGUGAGCGAAAAUGCCAUUGAGACCACCAACUACGCCGUUAGGAGUCGGAAGGAGGGAGAUGAUGAUGAGGAAGAACUCGUACAAAAGUGGAAUGGAUAUUGAUGGCGGAAGAAGAAGAAGAGAAGAGAAUUUGGUUGAGAUCCGGAAGAACAAAAGAGAAGAUAAUCUUAACAAGAAACGAAGACAACAACAACCUUCUCUUCUUACCGCUUCUGGUUUUGAUGGUAAUCAACAACGAUAUGAAGAACAAUUUGCUGGUUUCUCUGAAUCUGACCAGCUGAAUAUUAUUCGGGCAAUGGUAGGAGAAUUAUGGUCUGUUUAUCCAGAAUCACAGUUGGAGUCGACUACUAAAUUCAGGAAGCUUUUAUCUCUUGCGCGUGACCCACCGAUUGAUAAGGUAAUUAAAGCUGGUGUUGUCCGACGAUUCGUAGGAUUUCUUGCAAGGAAUGAUCUUCCUCAACUCCAGUUUGAGGCAGCAUGGGCUUUGACGAAUAUCGCGGCAGGCACAUCAGAGCAUACACAAGUUGUGAUUCAACAUAGUGCUGUUCCAAAGCUUGUGCAACUUCUUAGCUCUGGAAAUGCUGAUGUUCGUGAACAGGCUCUGUGGGCUUUGGGUAACGUCGCUGGUGACUCGCCAGGCUGUAGAGAUUAUGUUCUUUCUCAGGGUGCACUGGUGCCACUGCUGUCUCAGUUUAGUAAGCACUCAAAAGAAUCUAUGUUGAGGACUGCUACGUGGACUUUAUCCAACUUAUGUCGUGGCGAGACAGCAGUAUCAUUUGAGCAGGUCAAGCUUGCUUUGCCAGUUCUUCAGCACCUUAUACACUCAAGUGAUGAAGAAAUUCUUACAGAUGCUUGCUGGGCGCUGUCGCAUAUCUCUAAGGACAGAAUCGAGGCUCUGAUUGAGGCUGGAGUCUGUUCACGACUUGUGAAUCUUUUGCUUCAUCCAUCUCCUUCAGUUUGUACACCAUCUCUUCGAACCAUUGGAAACAUUGUUACAGGGAAUGAUGAACAGACUCAGGUGUUGAUUGACUACCAAGUGCUUUCUUGUUUCCAUCAAUUUCUGACUCAAAAUUACAGUAAGAACAUUAAGAGAGAAACCUGUUGGGCCAUCUCAAAUAUCACUGCCGGAAAUGUUGAUCAGAUACAGGCUGUUAUUGAAGCUAAUAUCGUUGGACCUGUAUUGCAUCUUCUCCGGCAUGCAGAGUUUGAGAUCAAGAAGGAAGCUGCAUGGGCUAUUGCCAAUGCUUUGUACGGAGCAGUUAAUGAGCAGAUCAGAUAUCUGGUAGAGCAAGGAUGCAUAAGCCCACUCUGCAAUCUUUUGACAUGCCCGGACCCUAAGAUUGUGAUGAUAUGCCUAGAAGGCCUUGAGAACAUCCUGAAGGUUGGUGAAUCUGAUAAAGAGUCGGGAAAGACUAAUGGAGACAAUAUCUAUGCAGAGAUGAUUGAUGAAUGUGAAGGUUUGGAUAAGAUCGAAGCUCUACAAAGCCAUGACAACAAUGAUAUCUACGAAAAAUCUGUCUAUAUCCUAGAGACAUACUGGGGUUCGGUUUCGGAGGAGGAAGAUGAGGAAGAUUAUGUUCAAGACAGAUUUGAUUUUGGGACAUUCCCCGAACCUCUUCCACACAGCAUCGAUUCUCCACCUGGCUUCUUUAUUAGGAAACAUGCAGUCUAGUAAGCGUAUCGUAUUUUUGUAAUUUUCGUACAGUUUUUCCUCGGUAACAUAUUUGGCCGACUGUGGUUCGCUUAUCUUACAGCUAUAUCUGUGCUAAUUUUUCGAUUCA